AUGGCUGUUGCGAUUUGCUCUAUUGAGCAGUUUCGAGACAGUGCGACUGUUUUUGAUAUGGGAGAAAUGAAUUGCGUUUGCAGUAGCUGCGGCGCAUUCAGGUGGAAGGCCGAGAAGGCUUCAAUCUGCUGUCACGGCGGUAAAGUUACAGGUGAUGUUGUGAGCCAUGUAUCUCCACAUGCAGCUUUACAGCCGUUGUUUUCAGGAGCCACGAAUGACUCUAAAGAGUUCCUCGCGAACAUCCGGAAAUACAACCAAGCCUUUGCGUUUACCAGCAUGUCCAGCAACCUCGACUUGAACUUGGCCAGCGAUCGCGAUGGUAUCUACACCUUUCGCGUCAAUGGAGAGCUGUAUCACCGAAUCGGCGACGGGUUGGAAGCUGAAGACGGUGAUGCGGCCAAGUUCUCGCAAAUCUACUUUUUGGACUCGGAGGCCCAAAGCCCCCGACGGUUGCAAAUUUUCUCUGACCUUCGCCCAAUGGCGGUGGCAACUAUCCAUGACACCAUGCAGGCCCACAAUGCCUUAGUUCAACAGUUUGUUGCAGCGCGGGAAAUGGCUCAGAAUACUACUAACGUGGUUCUUAGUAUCAACGGAUCCGCUGUUCCUGCAGGCGAACAUCCCCGCCGUUACAAUGCUGCCUCUGCAUCGGAGGUUGCUGCCGUCUGGCUUAAUGAAGAGAGCACUACCAACCGAGACAUUGUUCUGCGCAAGCGUGGUGGUGGCUUGAAGCGGAUCAAUGAGUGUCAUCCCAUGUAUGAUGCUCUUUCGUACCCGCUGUUCUUCCCUGAAGGUACGCAAGGGUGGAGCGUCCAGUUGAAAACGACUUCGAAAGUCACCUUGAAAGCGUAUGUGCAAUUUCGCAUGCAGUGCCGUUCCUCACCCAAUGUUCUACACAUGGGCGGCAAGCUGUUUCAGCAGUACAUUGUUGAUCAGUACCUGCGUGUGGAAGCACAGAACCUUCUGUUUAUCCGGCUCAACCAGACGCAGUUGCGAGCCGAAUGUUACCAGGGGAUUGUUGACGCUCUUGACAAUGGUGAUACCCACACCAUUGGACGACGCAUUGUUCUUCCUGCAACAACAAUAGGGUCACCUCGGUACAUGCAACAAAGGUUCCAAGACUCGAUGGCUUUGGUUAGGAAAUUUGGCAAGCCGGACCUGUUCAUUACGAUGACCUGCAACCCGAAAUGGCCCGAAAUCACCCGCCUGCUGUUUCCUCACCAGAAGCCGCAGGAUCGUCCCGAUAUUGUUGUUCGCGUCUUUCACUUGAAGUUCCAGAAGAUGCUGGACGACAUUGUGAAAAAGAGCGUCUUCGGCAAAGUGCAGGCUCACUGCUACACUGUCGAAUUCCAAAAGCGUGGCCUUCCUCACACACACCUUUUGGUAUGGUUGGAAUCGAAGCCGACCGAGGAGCAGUACGACAGCAUGGUAUGCGCAGAGAUCCCAGACCCUGAGAGUCAGCCCCGACUGUAUGCCUCCGUCAAAUCACACAUGGUGCACGGCCCAUGCGGACGAGAUAAUCCUCACAAUGUCUGCAUGGUCGAUGGUGCAUGCACCAAAAAGUUUCCCAAGGCUAUCGCCGAGAGUACGGUUGUCGGUGACAACGGUUUGAUAACGUACCGGCGUCGAGGUGGUGGUCCUCGAGUGCAAAAACGUGUGCGCAAUACGGUCGUGGAGCUUGGCAAUGAGUGGAUUGUUCCAUACAACCCGUUCUUGAUCGGGAAGUAUGACUGCCAUAUCAAUGUUGAAAUCUGCAACUCGGUGAGCUCAGUAAAGUACUUGCACAAGUACAUUUACAAAGGCCAGGACCGGGCCGUUCUCGAGGCGGGUGAAGAUAUCGACGAAAUCAGUCAGUAUCUUGAAGGGCGCUACAUUUCCGCCCAGGAAGCUUGCUGGCGUUUGCUCAGCUUUGAAACAAACAGCAUUAGCCACAAUAUCAUCCGGCUUCCAGUACAUCUGCCUGGGCAGCAGUAUGUAACAUUUAACGCGAGCGCCCCUGAGGCUGCCGUUGAGAACAAUGAGCGCACUAUGCUCACUGAGUUCUUUGAAACAAACAGGGUGCUACAACAGCAAGCGGGUGAAGGCGACGCUCCCGAAUUACUUACAUAUUGUGAGUUCCCCGAGCGUUAUCGGUGGAACUCAGGUCCAAAGACUUGGACACGUCGCCGGCGGGAAUGGAAAGUCGUGGCUCGCAUGACCAUGGCUCCUCCAGGGAGCGACCGCUUUCACUUGCGCCUACUACUCAGUCAUGUACGGGGGCCGACCUCUUACGAGGAUCUUCGAACGCACAACGGCGUUUUAUAUGAAACGUUCCAAGAGGCAGCGAUUGCACGAGGGCUUCUUGAAGACGACACGGAAUAUGAUACGUGUCUGGAGGAAGCUGCUCUGUCGUCAAUGCCAUCACAGAUCCGCAGGCUGUUCGCAACAAUGGUAGCCUUUAGUGAACCAGCAGACGUUGCAAGGCUGUUUCGCAACCACUAUGACGCAAUGGCCGAGGACCAGAGGGACAUGCCCGAAGGGCAACGGCAAUUUCGAGUCAUCGCUGACUUGGACAGGCUUUUAGAGCCGUUCAACAUGCGAAUGUCGACUUGGAUCAAUCUGGACGAGUUUUACUCAGAAGGGUUCGACCCAAACGACGACGGGGCUCAAGACGAGUUCUCCCACACCGAGCGAGAGACUGAUUUCGCUCAGCUCAUUGACACUCUGAACGUUGAUCAAAGAGCAGUGUUCGAGAGGGUGGCGGCCGCUGUCCGUCUAGGUGCGACCUCUGAAGAGCGUGUCUUCUUCUUGGACGGACCGGGUGGAACUGGCAAGACGUAUGUCUACAAUGUGCUAUUGCGCUCGCUGCGUUCAGAAGGCUUCCAAUGUAUGGCAAUGGCUAGCAGUGGUAUCGCUGCCUGUCUUCUUCAAGAUGGACGAACGGCUCAUUCAACGCUCGCCAUCCCCUUGGAGCUUAACGAGACAAGCACAUGCCACUUUGGUCCUAGAUCUGCGAUUGCCAACACUCUUCGGAAUGUUGAUUUAAUGAUCUGGGAUGAGGCACCCAUGGCUUCUCGAUAUGCUAUUGAGGCUGUUGACCGGACCAUGCGCGAUGCACUUGGGGUUGACAAGCCAUUCGGCGGCAAGGUGAUGCUAUUUGGCGGUGACUUCCGGCAAAUUUUGCCUGUUGUUUUACAAGGUGGUCGGUCUGCAACGGUUGGGCGUUGUUUGAAAAAGUCUCCCCUUUGGCGGCAUGUUGUUACCAUGACUCUGACUAUCAACAUGCGUCUGCAGUCAAGACCCGACUUCCAGCAGUUUCUACUUGAUGUCGGUGAGGGCCGGACUGGUGUUCGUGUGAACAUCGAAGAAUCCAUGGUUGCUACAGGGAACAACCUGGAUGGCUUGAUCGAUGACAUCUUUGCUGACGGUGCUGACUUUGAAGAUCGUGUGAUCCUCGCAGUCAAGAACGACGACGCUCAGAUGAUCAAUCGUCGAGUUGUGGCACGUCUGCCAGGGGACUUUCGUGAGUGCUUGAGCGCUGACUAUGUUGAUGAGGAGGAUGGUUGCACCUAUCCUGUCGAGUUCCUGAACACCUUGCAACUUUCAGGACUUCCACCUCACAAACUUGAGCUGAAACCUGGUCAGUUUGUCAUGCUUCUCAGGAACCUCAACCCCUCGCGUGGUUUGUCAAACGGAACUCGCUUGCGACUACUCGAAGUGGUAUCGCAUCGGCUUCUUCGCUGCCAAAUCAUCGAGGGGCGCUUUGCCGACGAUGUGGUUCUUAUUCCUCGUAUCACACAUCACUGCAGUGAUUCACGCAUGCCCUUUACUUUGUAUAGGCGACAAUUUCCUGUCACUGGCGCAUUUGCUAUGACUAUCAACAAGUCCCAAGGCCAGUCUUUUAACCAUGUUGGGGUAUACUUGGGCACUCAGGUCUUUACUCAUGGUCAGCUGUAUGUGGCUCUUUCCCGAGGGCGACAUCCCGACCAGAUUAAAGUGGUUACCGGUUCGGCAUGUGCGGCUGAUGGAGUUCACAACGUAGUGUUCUCUGAGAUUAUCUGA
This is a messenger RNA of Ostertagia ostertagi, 4038 nucleotides long. The record is from the annotation of a GenBank genome assembly. Lineage: Eukaryota; Metazoa; Nematoda; Chromadorea; Rhabditida; Trichostrongylidae.